AUGGUGGGUUCUCAGACUCAACAGUUAACCCAACAACAACAGCAGCAGCAACAGGCCACAAGUCAUCAACUUCUUGCUGGCGGUGUUAACAACACUCAGUCAUCAUCAUUGCAAAGUUUAGGACGUCUCACCACGGCGGCGUCCAUGCGUAGAAAUAGCCUUUUGGCGGAUAACAAUUUAGGCAACAUCACCACCAACACUAGUAGUAGCAGCACAAAUUCCUGUCCUCCGACAUCAAUCGCCCUCGCCGCAGCCAAUAAUUCCAAUCAAAAUAACAUUGUUUUAGCCAAUCUAUCGCCCAUCGAUUAUGCCACAGCUUUUAACAAUAGCUCAAUAAAUAGCAGCAGUUCUUGCGUUGUUGCUGCCGCAGCCGCCCAGGCCGAAGAAUUAUUACCGCUAUCGGCCAAUAGUAUUUAUAAGGAUGUAUCAUCUGGAACGUGUACUGCCUCCGCCGCUGGCGUAGAUAAUCCCCAAAAUCUUUAUACAUCAAUGCGUAGUAAAAGUUGUAGCAAUAAAUUAAUCGGUGGAGGAGGACCAAACGGUACAUCAUCAUCAGCAGCAACGGCAUAUCAUCAUCAUCUACAGCUAUCGACGGCAGCAUCGGCUACUUCUUUGGUAUUCGAUGCCAAUACAAAUGCCUCCCUAAAUAAUAGUCAAGUGAAUUAUUAUUGUAACAACGAUUUGAGAAAUAAAACUCAAACUCAGGUGCAACAGCAACAACAAUAUCAUCAUCAACUAAGUGACGUGGCAGGAGGAACAUCAUCUAGAUCAAAACCUUAUUUAUCGUUAAGUGCUAAAGAUAAUUGUACGACCUCACCGCAACGUCUCCAUAAAUCCCUAUCGACCAAUGGCGGUAGCACUGGCUCGGGAUCAUCGACCACAGUACAACAAUUAAUCGAUUCCAUACCUAUGAACUCAUUGGCAAUACGUUCAACACCUGCCUCGGCCACAAGUCGUUAUAAACACUCGAAUAGUUUAACUGAAUCCUCCAGCUGUGGAGUGGACCCAGCCACAAGUAAUCAGCAUAAGACUAACUCCCAAAGUGUGCAAUAUUUAAGCAAUAAUUGUGGUGGUGGUGGACAGCAAAAUCCCGAUACAGCAGCAGAUACCGGCACUAAUAAUGGCAAUACCACAACAGUAUCAACAACGGCCUUAGUACAACAACAAUUAACACCGACCACCAACACCAUUCAAAGUAGUAGUAGCAACAACACGACUCCAAGCAACAAUCAAAACGAUAGCUGUUUUACAUUUCACGAACAAAUUAUAAUGUCCGGACAACAGAAGGCCACCAUGACCGAAAAACCCAAACCUUUGGUAGUAUCACCACAACAGGUUAUGAUACUGUACAUGCACAAACUGACACCGUACGAACGUACCGAAAUUUUAAGUUACAAUCAAAUUUAUUUCAUUGGCGCCAAUGCCAAAAAACGUCCCGGUAUUGUGGGGCCCAACAAUUCGGAUUAUGACAAUGAACAGGGUGCCUACAUUCACGUGCCACAUGAUCAUGUCGCCUAUCGUUAUGAAAUGUUAAAAAUCAUUGGCAAGGGUAGCUUUGGCCAAGUUAUUAAGGCCUACGAUCACAAGACCCAUGAACAUGUCGCCCUUAAGAUAGUACGAAAUGAAGCCCGCUUCUAUCGGCAGGCUCAAGAAGAGAUACGCAUCCUACAUCAUCUUCGGCGUCAGGAUAAAUACAAUACCAUGAACAUCAUCCACAUGUACGACUAUUUUACGUUUCGCAAUCACAUGUGUAUCACGUUCGAGCUGCUUAAUAUUAAUCUGUAUGAGCUUAUAAAAAAGAACGGUUUUAAGGGCUUCUCCCUGCAGCUAAUACGAAAAUUUGCUCACUCGCUACUGCAGUGUCUGGAUGCUUUAUAUAAAAAUGAGAUUAUCCAUUGCGAUAUGAAACCCGAGAAUGUUCUGCUCAAGCAACAGGGACGUUCGGGCAUAAAGGUCAUUGAUUUCGGUUCAUCGUGUUUUCAACGCGAACGGGUUUAUAGUUAUAUUCAGUCGAGAUUUUAUCGUGCACCUGAAGUUAUAUUGGGUACACAGUAUGGCCGUGCCAUUGAUAUGUGGUCUUUGGGUUGUAUUUUAGCCGAACUGUUAACAGGACAUGCCCUAUUUCCCGGUGAAAAUGAAUCCGAUCAAUUGGCAUGUAUCAUUGAGGUGUUGGGUAUGCCACCCAAAGAUCUGCUGCGAAACUCUCGACGUACCAAAGUCUUCUUCAACCCCGAAGGUUAUCCACGUUAUUGUACAGUACGUAAUCUAGCCGAUGGUAUGGUGGUACUCAAAGGUGGUCAAUCACGACACGGUAAGAUACGAGGACCGCCGGGUUCAAAAAGUCUUUCACGGGCCUUAGAUGGUUGUAAAGAUGCAUUAUUUUUGAAUUUUAUACGUGGUUGCCUGGAAUGGGAUCCCGAGAAACGUCUAAUUCCCGCUGAGGCUUUGAAACAUCCAUGGCUUAGAAGGCGGCUACCCAAACCACCGAGUAGUCAAAGUGGUGUGAUCAGUAGCGGUAGUGGUGCUAAUAGUGUUUGUGAGGAAAAAUCACCAGUAUCGACGAACUCAAGUGUUUCGGCAUCCGCCUCAAUUAUUAUCGAUAACAAUGGCCAUCAGAAUGGUGACGAAGGAGGUGGUGGUAGUAAUAUGGGUGGUGUUUCGGGUAAUGGUGGCCUUACUGUAGGCGGUGGUUGUGGUGGAAAUAAUGGUGUUAGUGGUGGGGGUGAUGGUAAAACAUCGAACACAUCCCAUGGCACACAAUCAUCAUUUCACAAUACACCUUCCUCCUCGUCCUGCACCGAAAAUGUAUGGCAGCUACAACAACAACAACAACAGCAGUCUUCAAGCAAUUUAGAAUAUACCAUGGGAAUUGAUAAGAGUAACUAUUUGUGA
This is a messenger RNA of Musca vetustissima, 2892 nucleotides long. Its product is annotated as dual specificity tyrosine-phosphorylation-regulated kinase 2-like. Gene Ontology annotation, cellular component: nucleus. Gene Ontology annotation, molecular function: ATP binding; protein serine/threonine kinase activity; protein serine/threonine/tyrosine kinase activity. The transcript has a single exon. The record is from RefSeq and is a predicted model, not a curated record. Bases 1 to 2892 code for a protein of 963 amino acids. Lineage: Eukaryota; Metazoa; Arthropoda; Insecta; Diptera; Muscidae. Gene Ontology annotation, biological process: peptidyl-serine phosphorylation; peptidyl-threonine phosphorylation.